AUGGCCAACAAGCGCGUGUCCACCGCCAACAGCAGGCUCAACCAGGUCUCUCGCCAAUUCUCCUCUUCCCGCGCCCAUCCUGCAGCCAUGAGCGCAUCUGCUCCCAACCGCGCUGCUGCUGCAUCCAAUGCAGGAUCCGCGGCCGAUGACCAGAAGCUCGUCAAGCUACUCUCCGAAGGCGGACUUCGCACCAUCCUACUCAACCGCGAGAAGGCGCUUAACGCACUCAACCAGGAGAUGGUCAACUUGCUCGAAGAGGCGCUCGAUGAAUGUCUCCUCUCUUCCACCUGUAACAUCAUUCUCCUUCGUGGUGUCGGUCGAGCUCUCUGCUCCGGUGGUGAUGUUCUCGCCGUCGUAAAAGCCGCCGACUCACGCGACCCUGAGGUGCGCAACAGCGCUCUCGAGUUCUUCCGAUCCGAGUUCCAGUUGGACUACAAGAUCGCCCGUCUCGGCGAGGCUACCAACGCUCACAGCGCCGACAAAGGUGCCGAAUAUUUACGCACACUCAUCAAGAGCAAGGGCAGCGAGGUUAAGAAUCCUAAGACCUUUGUGUCCGUCAUGGACGGUAUUACCAUGGGUGGUGGUGUCGGCCUCUCGGUUCAUGCUCCCUUGCGUAUCGCUACGGAGCGCACCAUUUUUGCUAUGCCAGAGACCGGUAUCGGUUACUUCCCUGAUGUCGGUGUCACCCGUGUUCUUGCCAGGCUCGAUGGUCGCAUUGGUCAGUACCUCGGUAUGACCGGUGCUCGUAUCUCCGGUGAAGAGGCCUACCUCAUCGGCCUCGCAACACACUACGUCUCCUCAUCCUGCAUCGAUGCUGUCGCUCACCGCCUCAGCAUGCUCCCUGCCGAGAGCGCCCUCAACCCCUCGCUUGUCUUUUCCGCCAUCCACGAGUUUUCCUCGGAGCCUCUCCUUGCCAAGGAGACGCUUGCCAAGUCUGCCUUCUUUGGUGACCGUCGCAUUGCCCUCGACUACGUCUUUGGUCAGCUCUCAUGCGAGUCCAUCUUCUCCUGCCUCGAGGAGAUCUCAUCCGGCAAGCGCGAUUCUCAAGCUGCAGCUGAGCUUGCCGAGCUCGGUCUGGCUUCCAUCACUCCCCAAGUUCAGAAGUGGUCCAGCCAGACAUUGAAGGAUCUCAAGACCAAGAGCCCUCGAGCACUCAAGAUCACUCACCAGGCUAUCUUGGAGGCGCGCAGAUUCGAUGUGGAAGAGGCUUUCCGAUUUGACAUGCGUCUUGCAACUGCUUUCUGCGAUCUCUCCAUUGGUCGUGACUUUUACACCGGUGUCAGGCACGUCCUUGAACGUGAUCCUGAUACCGGCAAGCGUCGUACGGGCAUUGCCGAGUGGGAUCCUCCAUCGCUCGACAAGGUCUCCGACACAACAAUUCGUGCUCAGUUCUUUGCUGAUCUCGAAACCGCCAAGGAAGCUGGUCUCAAGCUUCACGUUCCCGAACUCAAGGCUAUCCCCGAACCAUUGAUGAACAAGGAGGCAAGACAGGCAAGAGACAGUUUGUUGCGAGGCAAAGGUCCAUUGAAGUGGGAGCAGAGUCAUAAUGUCUUUGCUUUGCCAAGUGAGGCUGAGUGUGCGGCGUUGUUGGAAGGAAGUCAUCCUGCCGCUGGAGCAGUGGUUCCGGAUGAUGCCGAGUUGGUCGAUAGCUUGAAGAGGCAUAAGGGACAUUUGCCUGGCUUGGAGUUCAAGAUCAAGGAUUGGAUUGAAAGGAAGCGUCGUGCCUCAGCAUAG
This is a messenger RNA of Ustilago hordei, 1734 nucleotides long. RefSeq lists its product as uncharacterized. The coding region runs from base 1 to 1734 and encodes 577 amino acids. The record is from RefSeq and is a predicted model, not a curated record. The transcript has a single exon. Gene Ontology annotation, biological process: L-valine catabolic process. NCBI's taxonomy places the organism in Eukaryota, Fungi, Basidiomycota, Ustilaginomycetes, Ustilaginales, Ustilaginaceae. Gene Ontology annotation, cellular component: mitochondrion. Gene Ontology annotation, molecular function: 3-hydroxyisobutyryl-CoA hydrolase activity.